Molecule: messenger RNA, 1819 nt
Organism: Amorphotheca resinae ATCC 22711
Lineage: Eukaryota; Fungi; Ascomycota; Leotiomycetes; Helotiales; Amorphothecaceae
Exons: 4
Coding region: 150-1697 (515 amino acids)
Biological process (GO): glutathione biosynthetic process
Cellular component (GO): cytosol
Molecular function (GO): glutathione synthase activity; ATP binding; glutathione binding
Source: RefSeq, a predicted model, not a curated record
UUACAAAGCAGGCAGCGGGGCUUAAUUCGACCAAAAUCAGGGGAACAUUGGGGGUCAGCAAGAGAAGAAUAAAGUCUUCUCCAGCUGGGGCCUCAGCAUCUGGUUGAUUUUCCUCUUUCACUUCCAGAAACAAAUUUUCUGAAGUAGAAAUGGCGUCCCAAAGGACCCCUGAGGGCUCCUAUCCUCCAGAUCUAACGGCUGCAGAAUCUGAAAACCUUGUUUUCACGAUUAAAGACUGGUCAAUCGCCCAUGGUCUAGCUGUGAGACCACCACCAGCUCUGGUUGCUGCCGAAGCAGAUCCUCAUGGUGUAUUGGCGACAACUGCACCAGUCACGUUAUUUCCCAGCCCGUUUCCUCGUGUAUGCUUUGAACAAGCCAGAUCUAUCCAGAAAGCAUAUAACCAACUGUAUGCUGCAAUUGCACAGGAUGAAGAAUUUUUAGGGGAGAUUGUCCAAGAAAUACUUGAAGUCGACGAGUUCAUCGCCGAGUUAUGGCAAGUCCAUUUGAAAGUUAAAGAGGAAGGCUAUGUUCAAAAUCUAUCUUUAGGGCUCUUCAGGUCUGAUUAUAUGGUCCAUCAAGGUGACACGGAUGCCGGCCCUACGAUCAAACAAGUCGAAUUUAACACCAUUGCCUCUUCUUUUGGUGGGCUAUCCGCCCAAACCUCAAAUUUACACAAGCACUUGUCCAUCAGUGAUUAUCCCUUACUCGAGAAACCAAUCUUAACGAGUGCACUGGAUCUCCCAGAAAACACAAGCACACAGUCCCUGGCUGCAGGUCUCCGUUUUGCUUUCGACACGUACAUCAAAUCAGGACCUAGCCAUGAUUGCUGCAUAAUCUUUCUUGUGCAGGAUCCCGAAAGGAAUAUCUUUGACCAACGCCAUCUCGAAUACGAGUUGAAGCAGCAUACAUCCCCUAUUCCAGUCUUCCGCUUACCUUUUGCCCAAAUACUCUCCCACACCUCUAUAGCCGAUACUCCAAAGCGCCAGCUUCUGUACCACCUACCGAGCAAUCCGUCAAAGACCUACGAAGUGGCCGUCGUAUACUUCCGUGCGGGGUACGGCCCACAAGAUUAUCCCGAUGCUUCUGCCUGGAAAGCCCGUCUGCAGAUCGAACGCUCCAACGCCAUCAAGUGCCCCACCAUCCUAACCCAGUUAGCCGGUGCAAAGAAAGUACAGCAAGUCCUCGCAACGCCAAAAGCCCCUUCCGAGCCCUCCAUCCUAGGCCGGUUCAUGGGAACUACUUCAGGGUUGGAGGAUCUCGAGAAUACAUUCACCAACAUCUUCCCCCUGGAUGACUCUCCCGCCGGGCUAGAAGCCCGCAAGAUUGCCGUCGAUCCCGAGCGCUGCAAAGGCUAUGUGCUGAAGCCUCAGCGCGAGGGCGGAGGCAACAACAUAUACCGCUCCGCGAUCCCACCCUUCCUAAAGUCUCUCCCUGAGACGCAUUGGAAAUCAUACAUAUUGAUGGAGAUCAUCACGCCGCCGCCAGUCCACAAUAUGAUCCUGCGGAACGGCGUGGUUGAGAAGGGAGGGGUGAUCUGCGAGCUGGGGAUCUAUGGGACGUGCGUCUGGGACGGGACGACGAAACAGUUGUUGCACAAUGAGGGAGCCGGUUACCUGCUCCGCACAAAGGGAGACCAGAGUGAGGAGGGAGGCGUUGCAGCUGGUUUUGGAUCGAUGGAUAGUUGCCGAUUGGUCUGAAUCUAGAGAAAAGCAUCCAAUCUAAAAUGCGGCUGGGUACGUGUACCUUGUGAGUUAGGUAGGAGACAUCCAGCUGCGGGGAUAACCGGGUCCUUAUGUUAGCCUGCUAUGCUACAUUUGGC